This is a messenger RNA of Oncorhynchus tshawytscha (Chinook salmon), 2913 nucleotides long. It is a transcript of the gene llgl1, whose product is annotated as LLGL scribble cell polarity complex component 1. Gene Ontology annotation, biological process: establishment of spindle orientation; regulation of protein secretion; cortical actin cytoskeleton organization. Gene Ontology annotation, molecular function: GTPase activator activity; myosin II binding. The transcript is spliced from 21 exons. Bases 1 to 2898 code for a protein of 965 amino acids. The record is from RefSeq and is a predicted model, not a curated record. NCBI's taxonomy places the organism in Eukaryota, Metazoa, Chordata, Actinopteri, Salmoniformes, Salmonidae. Gene Ontology annotation, cellular component: plasma membrane; cortical actin cytoskeleton; cytoplasm.
AUGGUGGUGGUGGUGAAUAUGGUGGUGGUCAACAGUGUAGUAGUUAAUUCAACAGCUGUAUUCCUUGACUGUGCUGUGUGUAUAUAUCUGUAUUCCUUGACUGUGCUGUGUGUAUAUUGCUGUGUGUAUAUAGCUGUGUAUAUAUCUGUAUUCCUUGACUGUGCUGUUAGUUAUGGAUCUCCAGGGGUGGAGUUUACAGGACUACACAGAGACGCUGCAGCCGUAGCGCAGAUACACUUCCUCCAAGGACAGGGCCGUCUGUUGUCGCUGCUUGAUGACAACACGCUGCACCUGUGGGAGCUGGGCGGCGCUUCCCGGGACAGGGGAGGGGCUAAGAGCGAGGGUGUGGUCUACCUGGAAGAAAAACGCAACUACAGUCUCCUGGGACGACCUGGACUAGAGAGCUGCAGUGCAAGCCGUGUGACAGUUCUGCUGUUGUUGAGGUCAUGUGACCUGCUGUGUGUCGGCACCGAGGGAGGGGGCAUACACUUCCUGGAUCUGCCACGCCUCUCGUUGAGGGAUAACCAAUCACUCCUGCUGGACCAGGUGAUGCAGAGCGUACCUGAGGACUACAGGUGUGGGAAGUCUCUGGGACCGGUGGAGUCGUUACAGGAACACCCCAAGCAGCCAGGGAAGAUUCUGAUUGGCUACAGCAGAGGCCUGGUCGUCCUAUGGGAUCUCAGCACCUGCAACGCAGAACACAUGUUCCUGGGAAAACAGCAGCUGGAGUCCCUGGUGUGGGAACGUUCCGGUAGCUCCUUCGUCAGUUCCCAUAGCGACGGGGGGUACAGCGUGUGGGCUGUUGCCAGUGGUAACACGUACACACACCAGCCCGUGUCCUCGUCCAUCCCCUAUGGUCCGUUCCCUUGUAAAGCCAUCAACAAGAUCUUAUGGAGGACGAUUCAGUCAGGGUGUCCAGUAGUCCUCUACAGUGGAGGAAUGCCCAGGGCCAGUUAUGGAGACCGUCACUGUGUGACCAUCCAACAGGACAAACAACACGUCACUCUAGACUUCACAUCCAGAGUUAUAGACUUCUUCACCGUCCACACCACUGACCCGGAGCACGACUAUGAUGAUCCUAAAGCCCUCGUGGUGCUACUGGAGGAGGAGCUGGUUGUAAUAGACCUCCUGACCACCGGGUGGCCCUCUGUCCCUCCUCCCUACCUGGCUCCGCUCCACUCCUCCGCCAUCACCACAUCCUGUCACCUGGACAACGUCCCUGCCAAGCUCUGGGACCGCCUGGCCGCCGCCGGGAACAGCCAGGGCGUUCAGCCUGGAGUGAGACACACACACGGGGUGAGACACGCACACGGGAGUUGGCCGAUAUGUGGAGGGAAGAAUCUAGCGCCCCCGCCCAGACAACAGGAGUUGCUGCUGACGGGGCAUGAGGACGGUACAGUGCGGUUCUGGAAUGUGUCUGCUGUUGCCAUGACUCCUCUCUACAAGCUCAGCACGGCUAACGUCUUCCAUACCGACUGUGACCCUAACGACGACCCCCUGGACCCUACCAAUGACCCCGAAGCACUGCAAGAGGAGUGGCCUCCCUUCAGGAAGGUGGGCUGUUUUGAUCCGUAUAGUGAUGAUCCUCGCCUGGGGAUCCAGAAGAUCAGUCUGUGUAAAUACAGCUGUAGACUGGUGGUGGCCGGGACAGCUGGACAGGUGAUCGUGCUGGGUCUGAGUGAUGAAUGGUCGGACCACACGGUCGAUGUCUCCACGGUCGACCUGCUUCAGGACCGAGAGGGGUUCACCUGGAAGGGCCAUGAUAGGCUGGAGCCCCGAGCCAGCCCCGCCCCCUUCCCUCCAGGCUUCCAACCAUUGGUCCUGGUGCAGGCCCUGCCCCCAGCCUCUGUUACCUCCGUGAUGCUGCAUGCGGAGUGGAACCUCGUAGCGUUCGGGACGAGUCACGGCUUCGGACUGUUUGACUACCACAGACGCACUGCUGUACUGGCCAGGUGUACCCUGCACCCUAACGACUCCCUAGCGAUGGAGGGUCCUCUCAGCAGAGUGAAGAGUCUGAAGAAGUCUCUCAGACAGAGCUUCAGACGCAUCAGGAAGAGUAGAGUGUCUGGGAAGAAACGCCCCAUCCCCACCCCUACCAGCAAGAUCCAGGAGGCCAACGCAGCGCUAGCUGACCAGGAGGAAGUAGCUCCGGUGCAGAGGAGGAUCGAGCCAAGAUCAGCUGACGACUCUCUAUCAGGAGUGGUGCGAUGCCUCUGUUUCGCUGAUACAUACCUCAGAGACGGUACACACCACGGUCCACACACACACACACCUACUCACAAACAGGGACACUCACCUACUCACACAGGUCCCACACACACACACGUGUUCAGUCUUCCUAAGGUCGGUGCGAAGACCAAGUUCAAGCUGACGGCUCAUGAGGGUUGUCGUGUGCGGAGGGUUGCCAUGGUGACGGUGUGUUCCACAGCCCAGGAGGACUACAGUGAGACCAGUCUGGUCUGUCUGACCAACCUUGGAGACCUGCACCUGUUUAACGUACCUGCCCUACGGCCACAGGUACGUUAUGACUGUAUCCGUAAAGAGGACAUCAGUGGCAUCGCUUCCUGUGUCUUCACAAGGAACGGGCAGGGGUUCUACCUGAUCUCUCCAUCAGAGUACCAGCGUUUCUCCCUGUCAGCUAAAGUCAUCACAGAACCUCUGUGUACUGUGGAGCUGGAGAGACCUCUGGAGACACACAUCAGCGACGACGCAGCCAUACCUCUCCGGGCCAACGGAACUCACCGGAACCAGGCUGAAGGGUUAACCGAGGACCCCCAGUGUGGCCUGUCCUCCCCGCCUCCCCUCUCCCCUCUGGACUCCCCCCUCAGCAUGGCUGACGUCAGCCUGGACACCACCGGAGAACUCACUGUAGAGGACGUCAGGGACUUCCUCACGUAAGAUAUUACAAUAACA